CGAAGCAUCAAGACACAGAGCAGCAAUGGCCAAGUCAAAGAACCACACCAACCACAACCAAAACAAGAAGGCCCACAGGAACGGCAUCAAGAGGCCGACUUCCAACAGGUACCCCUCCAUGAAGGGUGUCGACCCCAAGUUCCGUCGCAACCUCAAGUACGCACAGCACGGAACACAAAAGGCGAUUCGCGCUGCCCGGGCUGAAGCUGCCAACUAGGACUUUGUUCCUCUCGACAAAGAGCAGCAUCUAUGUCAAUGAGCAAAGCUUGCAUCAGCAUCUCGCGACAAGAUGAGCAUAUUUGACGACAGCAUCCUCUUUUGCAUGACUCUUCUUUUCGACCUAUAGUGUCCAUACAACACGCUAUCCUCGACAAACUAUCCUACUGGCCUGACUGAUCUGUGUUUGAUUCAAAAUGGGAAGAGCAAUGGGCAAUGACAAGCACGAUUGUGUAAGGCGCCAGCUGACUACCUCUACAGCUUGGUGACCUAAGGAAUACUUGUGCAAGAGUGAAUUGGGAAGCAAGCAGC
Molecule: messenger RNA, 528 nt
Organism: Protomyces lactucae-debilis
Lineage: Eukaryota; Fungi; Ascomycota; Taphrinomycetes; Taphrinales; Protomycetaceae
Product: ribosomal L29e protein family-domain-containing protein
Exons: 3
Coding region: 26-217 (63 amino acids)
Biological process (GO): cytoplasmic translation
Cellular component (GO): ribosome; cytosolic large ribosomal subunit
Molecular function (GO): structural constituent of ribosome
Source: RefSeq, a predicted model, not a curated record